Dendronephthya gigantea is the source of this 1137-nucleotide messenger RNA. Its product is annotated as lysophospholipase D GDPD1-like. The record is from RefSeq and is a predicted model, not a curated record. Gene Ontology annotation, molecular function: phosphoric diester hydrolase activity; phosphatidylcholine lysophospholipase A1 activity. Gene Ontology annotation, biological process: glycerophospholipid catabolic process. NCBI's taxonomy places the organism in Eukaryota, Metazoa, Cnidaria, Anthozoa, Malacalcyonacea, Nephtheidae. The coding region runs from base 63 to 1004 and encodes 313 amino acids. The transcript is spliced from 11 exons. Gene Ontology annotation, cellular component: endoplasmic reticulum membrane.
UUUACAUUUUGGACGAGCUCCAAGUGAUGACCUUCGGUUAAAAAUUUUCACUCAAAAGACAGAUGUUUGCGAUGUUCAUACCGAUAUUUGGCGGUUAUUUCUGUAUCUCUUGGUUCUUUUUACGAUUCCCGAAUCUCCUUCAUCGAAAGAAAGAAAGGAAAUUUACAUGCAAGCAUAUAAGUCAUCGGGGAGGUGCUGGGGAGAAUAUAGAAAACACAAUGACGGCAUAUCACCAUGCUGUGCAUUCUGGAACUGAAAUGUUAGAAUUGGAUGUGCAUCUUACUGCAGAUGGACAGGUAGUCGUGACCCAUGACAAUGAUCUUGGAAGAAUAUGUGGGGUUCGCAAGAAGAUUUGUGAAACCAAUUACGAGGAUCUUCCAAGUUUAUUACCUGUGCUUGAUGUCACAUUUCAACCAGGUAAAAAAGCAGUGGGAAAGAACACGAGUGAAAAAAUACCACUUCUGGAGUCAGUGUUCAAGGCAUUUCCUGAACAUCCAAUAAAUGUUGAUAUCAAGGAUAACAAUGAUGAACUCAUAGACAAGGUUCACCAGUUAAUAGUGGAUUAUAACCGAAAAGAUAAAACUGUUUGGGGAACCUUUAGUGAUGAAGUUAAUAGCAAACUUUAUAAAAAGGAUCCAGAAAUUUCAUUAUUGUUUGGCAUUUGGCGCUGUGUGUCCCUUGUUGCCAUGUAUUAUCUUGGCAUUUUACCAUUUGUCCCGUUAAAGGAGGGUUUCUUAGAGAUCUUAUUACCUUCUACCUUACUCAAGCGAGAUCUUACCAACAACCAAAGAAUGAUUGUUAGAAUAGUUGACUGGUUCAUUAUGAAUCCUUCCCUAAUAAAACACCUAGAAAGAAGAGGGAUACAGACCUACCUCUGGGUUUUAAAUGAAGACGAAGAGUUCACUAGAGCCUUUGAGCAUCUUGGUGCUACUGGUGUAAUGACAGACUACCCUAGUAAACUCACAGAUUACUUGGAAAGGACAACGAAUGAUAAAAAUAAUUAGAUAUGAAUUUAGACCAUUUUCCUAUUCUUACCUGUAAAUUGACAUUUGUUAUUUUAUUAUUAUGUACUGUACGAAUUGAAGCUAAUUCACAAGUUGAAGGGUUCAAUAAUAUAUUUAGAAUAAAAGGGGGGCU